CUCCUUCCCCCCAUUCUCCCACGGUCUCGUCUGCAGUCACAACAAUCCUCUUUAUCUCUCUCUCUCUCUCUCUCUACCCCCACUCCUUCUCUCUCCUCUAAGAAAUGGGUAUUAUGCGCCUCGUCGCUCUCGCCUCUAUUCUCGCCUUCUUCUCGCCGGCGGCCGCCCGCAUUAUGGGCGUCUUCACCGGCGGGCCGUGGCAGAGCGCCCACGCCACCUUCUACGGCGGCAGCGAUGCCUCCGGCACCAUGGGAGGGGCGUGUGGGUACGGGAACUUGUACAGCCAGGGAUACGGAGUGGAGACGGCGGCGCUGAGCACCGCGCUGUUCAACGACGGCCAGAGCUGCGGCGCCUGCUUCGAGAUCAAGUGCGUCGACGAACCGCAAUGGUGCCACCCGGGGAGCCCCUCCAUCUUCAUCACUGCUACCAACUUCUGCCCGCCGAACUACGCUCUCCCCUCCGACAACGGUGGGUGGUGCAACCCGCCCCGCCCCCACUUCGACCUAGCCAUGCCCAUGUUCCUUAAGAUCGCCGAGUACCGCGCCGGCAUCGUCCCCGUCUCUUACCGCAGGGUGCCGUGCCGGAAACCUGGGGGGAUCCGGUUCACCAUCAACGGGUUCCAGUACUUCAACCUGGUGCUGAUUACGAACGUGGCCGGGGCCGGCGACAUCGUGAGGGUGAGCGUGAAGGGGUCGCGGACGGGGUGGAUGCCCAUGUCCCGGAACUGGGGUCAGAACUGGCAGUCCAACGCCGUGCUGGUGGGGCAGUCCCUUUCCUUCCGCGUCACCGGCAGCGACCGCCGCACCACCACCUCCUGGAACAUCGUCCCGGCCAACUGGCAGUUCGGUCAGACCUUCGCCGGCAAGAACUUCCAAGUCUAGGAUGUCAAAUCCACGGCUACGUGGAGGGUCGGAGACAGAAAAUAGAAGAUACCUAUAUUUAGUUUCUUGCUUUUCUUUUUUUUUUUCUUUUUUUUUAAUCUUCUUGGUGCCAGAUAUCAAGUUGGUAUGGAUUGUGUUGCUUUUUGGUAGUUGUGAAAGGUGAAAAGAGUGAGAUUGAGGAGGAGGAAAUAGAGUGAAGAGAGACAGUGUGCGUGGGUGAAAACGUGAAAUGAACCUUUUGUUUACUGGGUUGGGGAUGAGAGUGCAGUGGUGGUAUCGUUACUUCUUUUAGGUAGUGGGAUUAGACGCAGCAGCAGCGGCUGAAGUGGCUGCAGAACCAGUAUAAAAAAAAGUGUCCGUGUAGCCCGCAGCUGCUUUAUAUAUCUAUAUCUACAUUGUCUGCUUCUCAGGAAAAAAAAAAAAGGAGUGUAAAUUGUCUGGAUGUUAUGUGAUGAGCCGAUAAUAUGAUAUCUAUAUAUAUAUAGUUGUGAUGGUGAUGUCUCUGGUA
Messenger RNA from Elaeis guineensis (African oil palm), 1389 nucleotides. Its product is annotated as expansin-A4. NCBI's taxonomy places the organism in Eukaryota, Viridiplantae, Streptophyta, Magnoliopsida, Arecales, Arecaceae. Gene Ontology annotation, biological process: plant-type cell wall organization. The record is from RefSeq and is a predicted model, not a curated record. Gene Ontology annotation, cellular component: extracellular region.